Messenger RNA from Cicer arietinum (chickpea), 2073 nucleotides. RefSeq names its product protein WVD2-like 6. Lineage: Eukaryota; Viridiplantae; Streptophyta; Magnoliopsida; Fabales; Fabaceae. The record is from RefSeq and is a predicted model, not a curated record. Gene Ontology annotation, molecular function: microtubule binding.
AACGAUAAAUGUUUAGCAACAUGUACAGUUUGAAGCAUACGGAUCUUGGUGCUGGAGCGUCUGUAGAGUCGAUCCUCAGAUCCUGAUCUUCUUCUCAGAUCUCUUUCUUCUCUCUACUUCCCCCCCUUUUCUUACUUCUUUCAAUCAUUUUUCAAUGCUCUUCACUUUCCACAUUUUCAUUCCAUUUUGACUCUUUGGUCUACUGCUUUGUCGUCUAAAUCCUAUCUUUCUUCUUCAAAAGGAUUAGAGUGAAUGAUGGAUCUGGUUAACCCUAUUCUUGCUGAUGGACUCGAUGAGGUCCACCAAAAUGGUGUUCAUGAUGAACCUUCUAAUUCUGGAGAGGAUGGUGGUGUGUCAAAUGAUUUAGACUCCCGUGUUACUGAAACUAUAGAAACUGUAGCUCCGAAUGGAUAUUUGGAAAAUUUUAACCAGUCAGAGAGCACUGCAACUGGAGACUCGUCAAUAGGGGGAAUCGAAGGAUCAAAUGUCAACGUGGAUGGCAAUAAUACCACUAUUUCUAAGGAAAAGGAAGUGAAAAAAACAGUUCAAACGGAACAAUCAAGAGCACAAAAGGGUUCUGUCAAGAAUAAGAAUGCAAAGGUUGCUAGUUCAAGUGGUGUUCAUGCAAAUUUGGUGAAAAACAGCAAAAAUGCAAAAGAUAAGCCAGCAUCAUCCGCUGUUUCAAAUGGCACUUCUGCUUUAGAAUCUCGCCCUAAACAGUCUAUUAAAAGCAGAUCAUUCAAUGAUCGGCAGUCUCAAGCGUCCAAGAACCCUUCAAAGUCUGAUGCAGCGUCUUCUGAAGUUGCCAAGGAGAAGAAAAAGCCAAAAUCAUUGAAACCCGUUGAUAAAGUUCCAGAUGAAGCAGAAUCUUCACUUACCAAUGCAGAAGACGCCAAACCUCGCAGGGUGGGUACACUUCCAAAUUAUGGAUUCAGUUUCAAGUGCGACGAACGAGCUGAGAAAAGAAGAGAGUUCCUCACUAAGGUUGAGGAAAAGAUUCAGGCAAAGGAGGAGGAGAAGAGUAACUUGCAAGCAAAAACCAUGGAGAGCCAAGAAAAGGAGAUUAAAAAGCUUAGGAAAAGUCUAACAUUUAAAGCAACUCCAAUGCCAACUUUCUAUCAGGAGCCUGCUCCUCCUAAGGUGGAGUUGAAGAAGAUACCAACUACAAGAGCAAAAUCUCCGAAGCUCGGUCGUAAGAAGACUUCAACAAAUUCAGAGUCGGAUGGAAAUGGUAACAGCAGUUCUCAACUAGGUCGUUUAAGUCUCGAUGAGAAAGUGUCUCAUAGCAACUCCACUAAAGGAGUUGCCCCUGUCCAUCAAAAGAAGCCGCUACGAAAGUCCCUUCCUCCUAGACUAGCUUCUGAUAGGACCAGUUCAUCCAAUUCAGUAGCCGGACCUACUUCAUCGAAGGCGGUUCAUGAUGAAAAAACUUCCUUAUCUAAUGUAACAAAGAAAUAUACUAGCUUAUCCAAUGCUACAGGGGAAGAGAAAACUGAGAUCACCGCAGCCGAUGAAGAGAGCAGUAAUACCUUGUCUAGUGAGACAAAUGUUGCUCUACCUCUCAAUGUGGUUCCUUCAGAUAAGCCAAGUGAAGCAGAAUCUCAUGUGAAUGGUGACAUAGUGGUUGAAGAGAAUCCUCAGCUCAUGUUGUCACAAGGACCGAUCAUGACCGUGCAUUGAGCAUAUUGCAGGUUAAUUACUAUCGGAGAAUUUGAUUCGCCUGUGAAUGUUAUAGAAGCUUAAUAUGACUCAUUAUUUGACAAUGAAGGCUUGCAAAUUUGCGUUAUGGUUUGUGAUGUCCUCUUGUCUUGUCGAAGCGGCAUCUUUUUUUAUCUGUUUAUUACUCUCAAGCUUGUUAAUUCAGUCCUUGUCAUUCUCUCUUUGUGCUUGCAGCAAUGUAUGUAACUAUUUGCAAGGUUAUUGUAGUUGAUGGUUAUUUUGGGUAUGCAGCACUUGUCUGUUUAGUGGGAUUUGUAAUAUAUUUUAAGCAAAAUUUUGAGAAAAAUUGACAUAUGAAAGUGCUUCCUUCUUUGUUCUGGCAUUGCUUUGUUAAACAAUUUGACAUUGUCAGCA